UUCAAACAAUACCAAUAACUUCUAUUCAGUAACAGCAGAAAGAAUUUUGAACUCAUAAAUAUGGAGAAUCAAAAAUCUCUCUAUUUGAGUGAAUACAAAAGUGAUGUUCGUAUUUUAGUCACAGUGAAAGGAGACGUCUGGAGAAUUCCUGCUCAUAGUCUUAUCCUUUCUCAAGCUGGAGAUACUCUGUGUAGAAUGGUAGAAGCUACAGCUUUGAACGAAAAUGGAUACAAAGAACUGGUUAUAGAGGAUAUCAAACCAUCAACUGUUCUAACUCUGUUAUGUUAUAUCUAUACUGGAAAUCUCUCAUUAAAUGAAUUAGAAGACACACUGGAAUUACUAUAUGCAGCACAGAAAUAUCAACUUUAUAAAUUAAUGUCUAUUUGCGAAUGUUCUCUUUCAGGCCUUAUAAAUAUUCAAAAUGCCUGUGAUGUCAUUACCUCCGCCCGAAAUUUUCGUUUAAGAUCUAUUGAAGAAAAAUGUCUAGAAUUAAUUAAGAAAUUUACAUUUUUGAUUCUGAAUUCCAGCUCUUUUCUCAAGUUAAAUCGUGAUGUUUUAGCUCUCAUUCUCAGCUUGGAUGAUUUAAACGUUGUAAAUGAAGAAGCAGUCUUCAGAGCUCUCUGGAAAUGGGGUAAGAAAGAAUGUUGCCGACUAGGAAAAAUAAUCGAUGAAGAACAGAUCGGCGAAGUACUGGGCGAUCUUCUAAAUCAUAUCCGAGUUCAGCAUAUUAAAGAUAUCGCUUCUCUUCCAUUAUGUCUUCGUUUGCGAUACAAACCGCGUGUCCAAGUUACGUCUAAAAAACAUGAUAAGAAACAUGAAGAACCACAAGAAGUUUGCAAAGAAAGAAUUCUUUAUUCCACCGAUGCUUUCAAUUAUUCUUCUAAAUUAUGUCUAGUAGAACCUCGAUGUUGGGAAAAAAUUUGUGAAAUGUCGGAGAAUACCCUGUUAUGCGCCUUGAUAAGUACUACUCGUGCUGUCUAUCUAACUGGAUUUUCUUUUGACCUCGUGGAAAGAAAUUCACUAAGCAGUUGCUUUUUUCUAUCAGUCACAGAAGAACUAAACGGAGCAGAAUUGGUCAAACAAGAAUGCCAAUGGGUAGAUAAUUAUGAUCGGAGAAAUAGCGCUUUAGUAGAACAAUGGCACCUGUCACAGACCAGCCUUUCUUCGCCCUUACUGAUGUCACCCGGAAAACUUUAUGCUUUGCGUCUUCAUGCUGUGAUAACUAGAGGAGAUGCUUUUCCCUGUCAGACCCUGAAGCAAAAUCGAAUCCAUCAAAAAGAUGGUAUUGGAUUCGUAUUGCACGGAUCUCAGUUGGCCGCUGUACGAAAUUUACAUUUUAUUCCUCUAGAGAUAGACAAUAUUUGGGAUAACUGAACCACAUUUUAAUUUAAUAUUAUUUUUUAAAAUUACAAUCUUUAUAGCCGUAUUAUGAUUUCAAAUUUUAUAUUAACAUAAAUCAAUUAAUGUUGAU
Molecule: messenger RNA, 1471 nt
Organism: Centruroides sculpturatus (bark scorpion)
Lineage: Eukaryota; Metazoa; Arthropoda; Arachnida; Scorpiones; Buthidae
Exons: 2
Coding region: 61-1374 (437 amino acids)
Molecular function (GO): protein binding
Source: RefSeq, a predicted model, not a curated record